AUGACAUCGAAACAGAAAUCGCUUGUAUGGGAUUUUUUCGAAAAAACAGAAAAUGGAACUCAAGUUGUUUGUCGAAAAUGCCAAACUAAAUUAAAAUAUUUUGGAUCGACAAGUGGAAUGUUGAAACACGUUGAAUCAAAUCAUCAAGAUGAAUUGAUAGUAAUGGGGGACGAUAAAAUUAAAAGUGAACCGAUUUCGGCUUCAAUACAAUAUGCGAACAUAUCGGAAGCUCUGAACGAAUUAGCUUCGACCAUGUGUACAAACGGUGCUCCUCUCAGUUUGCGAACAACGGUAAAACAGAAAUCGCUUGUCUGGGAUUUUUUCGAAAAAUCAGAAGAUGGAACGCAGGUCAGCUGCCAAAAAUGUCGAAUUCAAUUAAAAUAUUUUGGAGCGACAAGUGGAAUGUUAAAACACAUUGAAUCAAAUCAUCAAGAAGACAUGAAAAUAAUCGGAAAUGCUGAAAUUGAAAGUGAAAGAAAUACGCUCCCAAAUGAACAUUCUAACAUACUAGAAUCUUCGAACGAAUUAGCUUUAAUCAUGUGUUCAAGCAGUUUUCCGCUUGGUUCGCAGAUGACGUCGAAACCAAAAUCGCUUGUCUGGGAUUUUUUCAAAAAAACAGAAGACGGAACUAAGGUCAUUUGUCAAAAAUGUCAAACUAAAUUAAAAUAUUUUGGAUCGACAAGUGGGAUGUUAAAACACGUUGAACAGAAUCAUCAGGAAGAUAUGAUAAAAAUGGGAAAAAGUGCAAAUAAGCGAGAAAAAACUUCGGCCUCAAUUAAAGGUUAUAACGAAUCUGAAGCUUUGAAUGAAUUAGUUUUGACCAUGUGUACAAGCAGCGUUCCUCUCAAUAUCGGUAAAAAUGAGCACUUUCAAAAGUUCAUUCACAACUUAAAUCCUGAGUUUUCCUUGCCCUCCACUGAUGGAGUUCUUCGUCAUAUUGCUUCCACCGCCAAAUCCUAUAGAGAUCCAAUAAAAAACCAGUUGCAGUCGGUACGAAAAUGUGUGAUUUCUUUAGAUGGCUGGGAAGGGAAAUUUGGGAACAAAACUCUCUAUGCGAUGUUCUUGUAUUUUGUUGAUAACAAGUUCAGGAGAACAAAAUUAUUUCUUGGCAUUUGUCACAUAGAAGAACCCGUUGAUGCUUCAAAAAUCGGAAAGUUUGUUCUAGACUUGUUGAUAGAAUACGAUUUGGAUUUUUCGAAAGUCUUGGGAGGAAUUUGUGAGUCCAGAAGUAACGCCAUUACUUUUCUGAAAAGAAAUGGCAGAUAUCAACGAUCGAAGCUUCACAAAAUCUCCAGAAGAAUCCCAUUGCUCUUCUCAGACACUCUGUGGGGUGGCUGUGUACUGUUGGCUCAGGCAUACUCUGAUCACUAUGAAUCGAUCAGCACCCUUAGCAAUUUCCAAUCGUAUCUUCUCUCACAAAGCGAGAAAAGUACAUUGGAUGAGUUUUUGGAAUGUACGAAACCGUAUAUGGAAGCAAUUCAAAUGUCAGAGAAGGAAGAGACAUAUGGUUCAGAAAUUAUAGUACAGUAUGCGGGUCUUCUAGAUUUUCUUUCAAAAAUAGAUCAGGACAGUGAUAUUGUUCGAUUAUUGAAAGAAGAAACCACUCUGAGAUAUGAAGAGUAUCUUCAAAAUGAUAUGGCACUCUUCGCAUUAUAUUGUGAUCCUCGAUUUGUAUACUUAGCGGAUAUUUUGAGAAACAUCACCUGGUCUGAUAUUGAGGAAAAAGUCUCAACUUACUGUGGUAUUAACAAAAUUUGGAACGAUUUUGAGUGGGAAAUUAAUUGGAAUUUUCAGACGCUUCACGCAUCGUCAACGCAACAACAUCUAGCUCUGAAGGACCUCCUGAGAAAAAAUCAAAAAAUGAUGAGUCGUAUUUCACAAAAUUUGUGCUGUCAAAAAGAGACACCACCACGACCGCGGAAUCAAGACAAGUAUGAUAUCACUGAAAUUGUAGCCUACCAAUCAACUAUUCAAUCUUCAAGACCACCGACAUCUACGGAUCCAUUGAACUUUUGGAUGGUAAAUUCUGAACGCCUUCCAAAUCUUUCAAUACUGGCGCGCCAUAUUCUUUCGUCUCCAUCGUCUACAGCUCAAACUGAGCGCCUUUUUAGCAAAUGCGGAAAUCUGCCAAAGUGCACUCAAAAAUCCCGAGUGCCACUAACUUCGUUCAACGAUAUUAUGCUGAAUGUGACUCUUGCGGAUCUUCAGCGUGGAACUCUGAGUGAUUGCGACUCUGAUGAUUUGGAUGAUGAUGAGGAUGAAAUCGAAGUUGAUCCAUUUCCAAAUAACUCUGACAGCUUCCUCAACUUGUUGCAGUAA
This is a messenger RNA of Caenorhabditis briggsae, 2319 nucleotides long. NCBI's taxonomy places the organism in Eukaryota, Metazoa, Nematoda, Chromadorea, Rhabditida, Rhabditidae. The transcript has 12 exons. Gene Ontology annotation, molecular function: protein dimerization activity; DNA binding. Bases 1 to 2319 code for a protein of 772 amino acids. The record is from RefSeq and is a predicted model, not a curated record.